Molecule: messenger RNA, 759 nt
Organism: Trichomonas vaginalis G3
Lineage: Eukaryota; Parabasalia; Trichomonadida; Trichomonadidae
Product: spectrin binding
Exons: 1
Coding region: 1-759 (252 amino acids)
Molecular function (GO): protein binding
Source: RefSeq, a predicted model, not a curated record
AUGUCGAUUUUUAAGUUGGGCAAGCUUAUCAUGGAAGAAAACAUUGAUGAGCUAAGAAAUAUGCUAAAUAUUCAUCUUCUAGCUAAUUUUAUCAUGCCAAUUACCAUCCAAGGUUCAAAAUUUGAUCUGAAAUAUCCAACACCAUUGCAACUGGCUGCAUACUACGGAAAAAAUAAAUCUGUAAAGUUCCUACUAGAAGAAAAGGCUAAUGUUAACGAAAAAAGCCGAUCUUAUCCUCCUUUACAUUUAUCAUGUUUAAUUAAUGAUGUUGAAUCAAUGAGGAUGUUAAUUGAUGCUGGAAGUAAUAUAGAUUCAUCAAUGUUCCAAUGCGAAACACCUUUGCAAAUUUCAGUUCUAACUAGAUCAUUUGAUUGUGUAUGGGAACUACUUAAACUUGGAGCUGAUGUUAAUAGAACAAACCUUGAUAUUAUACCUGUUCCUCUUCAACUUGCAAUUGAUUUAGGAUUUCAUGAAAUUGUAGCUUUAUUAUUGCAAUAUAAUGCAUCUCAAGAUGGAAUAACCUUGGCUAGAUGUCAAAAGUCUGAUAAAAUCGAGAAAAUACUUGAAGGAGAAUAUAAAUCCGAUAAAUAUGAUCCUGAGAAAUUAAAGAGUAAAUACGGUUCAGGUAUUAACCUUGAUGCUCCUGAAUAUCAAUUCCCUGAUAUUCCUGAAGUUAAUAUUGAAGAAAGAUAUUCAUCAGAGGAAUUCAAAAAGGAACUUAGAGAAAAGAUUAAGAAUGGACCUCCGAAGGGAUUUUAG